Messenger RNA from Diabrotica virgifera virgifera (western corn rootworm), 3224 nucleotides. Its product is annotated as protein stum-like. Gene Ontology annotation, cellular component: sensory dendrite. The transcript is spliced from 8 exons. The record is from RefSeq and is a predicted model, not a curated record. Lineage: Eukaryota; Metazoa; Arthropoda; Insecta; Coleoptera; Chrysomelidae. The coding region runs from base 81 to 3107 and encodes 1008 amino acids. Gene Ontology annotation, biological process: proprioception; sensory perception of mechanical stimulus; taxis.
AUUCGUGAGGUUCUUCUAAACGUUACUGGAAUGAAACCGAAACGAUGUCGAAUAAAAUUUCUUAAUUUUGGUUUGAAAACAUGCGGCCACCAGACAACCGCCAAGUUGCGCCACCAAGAGCCGGAAAACAAUUCGAAGACGAACUCCAGCUUCAUUAUUUGGCUCCCGGUGCUUUCACUGUUUUACCCCCUGACAACAGAAGAAGGCCUGAUCCUCCACCGGCUCCGGAGCAAUAUAGGUACGUUCCGAGCCAACGCCGAAACAAAAACCAGUCUUUCGCUGUCAUAGCAGAUUCCGACAAUAGCAAACCACCAUCGAGGAGUACCUCUCCCUCUGGUCGAGUCAGCCCAUUUAGAGGUCGAGGAUUCAACGCCACCGGAUCCCGCCAUGCUUCUCCUGUACGCUCUCCUCCACCACCCCCAGAGGACGUGCGACUCAGUCCCCAAACGAUGUCACCGAGACAUACGUCCAAAAUUCCGCAGCUUAAACGAAAAGGCAGUUCUGCUGCUUUUGGUGAAAAGGUCUUCCAUCCAGACGUUUCACCGACACAGAAGAAAAUUAACAAAAGGUUGAGUCAGAGUUUGACAAACGUGAAUGGGGAGUCAACGAAACAACAACAACAGCAACAACAGCCACAACAACAGCCACAACAACAGCAAAGAGGACGGCCUCCAGCUAGUCCUAGGAAAUACACUGGGUAUGGAAAGCAGCCGGCUUUUCAGCGACUCUCACCAAUUGUUGGGAGUUCUCCUGAACCUAGUUUGGGCUCACCAUCCAGAAUCCCCAGAAGUCGAAGUACACCACCCAGUCGCCGAACUUCCCCCCAGAGAACAUCUCAAGGCCCUAAUAAACCCCCUCCAUCCAAAACAUCUCUGUUAAGGAGUCAAUCCAAAAACAAAAUAAAUACUGCCAGUAGUAGGGAUUCAAGUCCAACUAAAAACGCUGCAUCACCAACUCGAAAUCCAUCGAAGAAGUAUAGAGAUGUCCAAGCUAAAGUUAACUCUUUCAGUAAACCUAAACCAAAAGUGCUUCCUAAACCUCAAGUGUUAAGUGAACAGUCUGAAGACUCUGAUGUUCCGAAAUAUAAACGUAGUACUCCAUUAAGUCGAAAAGAGAGUGUUAGUAGAAUAAGAACUAACUCCCAAUCGAAUAUUUUGCCAAAAACACAAAAUUUUGCUAAUAAUAAUUAUAGUAGUGAUAGUUCUUCAAGUACUGUAAUCAAUAAACAAACUAAAAAUGUUAAUGUUACUAAAACAAACAAUAAUACUAAUUCAAGUGCUGCAGUUGGUGCUACAAACAUUAACAACAACAACAACAACAACAACAACAACAACAACAACAGCAAUAAUAACAAAGAAAAUAAUACCAAACUUACAACAGCAUCACCAGAAAGUACCAGUGACUCUAAUUCUAAAUCAGGCAACGUUUCAGACAAUAAAAUUGCUAAUUCAAGUACAAGUAAUCCACCACAGGAUCAUGUGAUGGAUGUGGUUCAGCAAGGGCCACCAAAAGUACCCCUUGCUGAAUCCAAACCAGAUAUUUUACCUGUAGCUUCCACAGUUGUCUCUAACACCACAACAACCGCCACUCAACCUCUAAAAAUUGACGCUAACAUCAAUAAUAAACUAUCGCAUUAUUAUGAGGAAUCUCGAGCAAUAUCUCCAAUGGUGGAUGGAAGGGUUUUGAGUGCUACAAGUGUAACGCAUGCUAUCAAUAAAAUGAACGACACUGUUUUAGAUACUCAAACUUUAAUUAAGGAUCGUGGUCUGUCAAAGUUAUCCCCUGCUGCCAGUGCUAUAAUCUCAAUGGCCAACGAAAGCAAAGUGGACAACCCAGCUUUAGAUACUAAAAACGCAACGACAGCUUUACCAAAAGUUGAGCCGUUAAGGCCAACGGAAAAUUCCAAUCAUAAGUCUAACCAUACCAACCACAUAAUGCAUGUUAUGAGUUCCAGGGAACUAGAGGAAGAAGUUCAACGACAUAUGCAUAAGCUGCUAACUCCAGAGCAUUCGCUUACUAAACCCGUGGACGACAAAACGAAGGAAGCUAGAACUGUUGUGGCGUCUGAUGUGAAACCCAUAAGGAUAACUGUCAGAGAGAAACCGUCAGAUAGUGAAGUACUUAGUGGGAAUAUCAGAAUGCCUGUAACCAAUGGAAUCAAUGAAAGGCCAGGUUUACCACCUGCCCAAGCCACUCCUCCAAAUGAACCAGAAAAAGAACCACCACCAAAAAAUGCGUGCUCCAAAUUCCUCACCAACUGUAGAACCAAAAUGUGCAGUUGCUGCAAAAAGGGUCCUAAAAAGACCUCUAAAUCUAAGACUGAUGCCGGUUGCUUCAAUUGCUUUAAGCGAAAACCAAAACCUGCUUCGAUUGUAAUUGAAAAUGAAACUCAACAGAAACCGAGGUUGCUUGAGCGAUUGAACUGUUGUAGAAAGCAAAAAGUUGGAGAUUCUUCUUCAUGUUUCCCAACAGGGCGGCGAAAAGAUAGUUGGGUGGAGAGAGCGGAAAGUUUGUCUCAUCCAGCAAGAAGCAAGUGCUCCAAGCAUUGUUGUAAAGGCUUUUUGGCAACAAUAUGUUGUUUGAAUUUAUGUCGAAAAAAGAAACCUGUUGAAAUUCCUGAUCGAAAAGAUUCCAUAAUAAGUAAGAAGAAAAGUUUGACUCCAACCACAGCUCCACCACCAGAGGAUACCCGUCCAAAAAUAGAUAUGAGUUUGGUAGAACAUUCAUCUCAUAUGAAAGCAGCUAUCCCAAUAUUACCGAUAUGUCUAGCUUGGUUUUGCCUGAUUUUAAAUUGUAUAGGACCUGGAACAGGCACUGUUAUAAGUGGAAUACUCAAUCUUUGUAUUGGCAUACCCAGAUUUUCUCAGAAGGACGGAGCUAAGUCAAGAUUUGGAGCUUUUCUAAUAAAUUUAAUUAUAGGUUUCAGCCAAUGUUUCACUGUACUAUUCUGUCUUGUUGGAUGGGGCUGGUCAAUAUGGUGGGGUAUUAUAAUGAUAAAGAUAGCAAGAAAACAUAAACGAUUCAAACAGUUAGAAGCAAUAGAAGAGGCCACUACCGUACCUGGAACAAAUGCAAAUCCUCGAACAAGGGACCCUCCGAAACGUUAAAAUAAAACAAAUUAAUAUCUCUAAUUGCUAGGGUAAAGGGCUAGUUGAAUAUGUUGAAUUGAUUAGCAAGAAAAAUAUUUGAGCUUUACUUUUUAUUUACUUCUGUGGGGGGACGGG